Molecule: messenger RNA, 1638 nt
Organism: Nycticebus coucang (slow loris)
Lineage: Eukaryota; Metazoa; Chordata; Mammalia; Primates; Lorisidae
Gene: PPAN
Product: peter pan homolog
Exons: 12
Coding region: 63-1403 (446 amino acids)
Biological process (GO): ribosomal large subunit assembly; rRNA processing
Cellular component (GO): preribosome, large subunit precursor
Molecular function (GO): rRNA binding
Source: RefSeq, a predicted model, not a curated record
CCGGAAGUAAGAAGAGCUGGGUCAGAAGCGGCAAAAGGAGGAGACCUCGUGGAGAAGGCGGCAUGGGACAGUCUGGGCGGUCCCGGCACCAAAAACGCGCGCGCGCCCAGGCGCAGGUCCGCAACCUCGAGGCCUAUGCUGCACAGCCUCACUCGUUCGUGUUCACGCGGGGCUGCACGGGUCACAGCGUCCGGCAGCUUAGUCUGGACUUGCGGCGGGUCAUGGAGCCACUCACCGCCUCCCGCAUUCAGGUUUGUAAGAAGAACUCCAUAAAGGACUGUUUGGCAGUGGCUGGACCCCUCGGGGUCACACACUUUUUGAUCUUGAGCAAAACAAAGACCAACAUCUACUUUAAGCUGCUGCGCCUCCCAGGAGGUCCCACUUUGACCUUUCAGGUUAACAAGUACACAUUGGUGCGUGAUGUGAUUUCCUCGCUGCGCCGCCACCGCAUGCAUGAACAGCAAUUUGUCCACCCACCCCUCCUGGUACUCAACAGCUUUGGCCCCCAGGGCAUGCAUGUGAAACUUAUGGCCACCAUGUUCCAGAACCUGUUCCCCUCUAUCAAUGUGCACAAGGUGAACCUGAACACUGUCAAACGCUGCCUUCUCCUCAGCUACAGGCCAGAGUCACAGGAGCUGGAUUUCCGGCAUUAUAGUAUCAAAGUUGUUCCUGUGGGUGCAAGCCGUGGGAUGAAGAAACUUCUCCAGGAGAAAUUCCCCAACAUGAGCCGCCUACAGGACAUUAGUGAGCUGCUGGCCACGGGUGUGGGGCUAUCAGACAGCGAGGCAGAGCCUGAUGGCGAGCACAACAUCACUGAGCUGCCCCAAGUGGUCUCAGGGCGCGGCAACAUGCGGGCCCAGCAGAGUGCUGUGCGGCUCACUGAGAUUGGUCCUCGGAUGACCCUGCAGCUCAUCAAGAUCCAGGAUGGUGUCGGGGAGGGCAAAGUGAUGUUCCACCACUUUGUGCACAAGACAGAGGAGGAGCUGCAGGCCAUCUUGGCUGCCAAGGAGAAGAAACUGCAGCUCAAGGCCCAGCGGCAGGCCCUGCAGGCCCAAAACAUCCAGCGAAAGAGGGAACAGCGUGAGGCCCACAGGAAGAAGAGUCUGGAGGGCAUGAAGAAGGCCCAAGCAAAGGCCAGCAAAGACAGUGAUGCUGAGGAUCCUGGGCCAACUCUCGAGGCAGUGGGGGACUGCCAGAGGGAGGAAGAAGAAGAGGAUGAAGCUGAGUAUUUUCGCCAGUCUGUGGGCGAGGAACCUGAUGAGGACAUGUUCCCCAUAGCCACCAAGCGGAGACAGUUUUGGAUACAGUCCUAUAGGCCUUCAGGCAGGCAGCCUCAGGGAAAGGACCAAAACAGAGGUUGCCACAGUAACCGGAGACUUCCAAAUCCUAAGAAGAGGCUCUAGAGAGCCUACAUCAAGCUGGGGUCCAGAGGGGAUGCCCAGGGUCGUGGUCAAGACCAGUCAUGGCCACCCAAAAGAGUGGCUUAAGGCUGAGUAGCAGAUGGAAUGCCCCAGACUGGGGUCCGAGAGACUGAGCCUGGGGCUUCAGGUGCGGUCCUUGGAUUCCUUCUGCAUACACCCAUUCCUUUCAUAAAGGAGCUGUUCCCCCCCUCCUGCCACAAUAAAUGCCUGAACUGCC